Messenger RNA from Ziziphus jujuba (common jujube), 2404 nucleotides. RefSeq names its product vacuolar protein-sorting-associated protein 33 homolog. Lineage: Eukaryota; Viridiplantae; Streptophyta; Magnoliopsida; Rosales; Rhamnaceae. Gene Ontology annotation, biological process: vesicle-mediated transport; intracellular protein transport. Gene Ontology annotation, cellular component: CORVET complex; vacuole. The record is from RefSeq and is a predicted model, not a curated record.
ACAAAAUCACACAACGAGAAAGAAAGAAAGGAGAGAGAGAGAGAGAGAGAGAAAAAAAAAAAAAAAGAAGACGAAAAAUUUCGAGCCCAAUUUCCACUUCAUGCCCCGCAUGGGAGAAGUCCAGGUCCAUUGAGAGGCUUCUUAGCUAGACGAUCGUCUCCUUUCCAAGGACAAAGAGGCUCUCUGCUGUAGGACAGAAGCUUCGUUUCCAUGGCUCAGAUUCCGAACCUAGACAAUGCACCUCUCAACCUCAGAUCCCUAAGGGAACAUUCUCAGAAGGAGCUCGUAAACAUCCUCAAGAAUAUUAGAGGAAAGAAGUGUUUGGUCAUUGAUCAGAAGCUUAGUGGCUCUCUCUCAGUGAUUAUCCAGACUUCACUUCUUAAGGAGCAUGGGGUUGAAUUGCGACAUCUUUCAGCCGAACCUAUUCAAGCCGAUUCUACCAAAGUGGUUUAUCUUGUCCGGUCUCAGCUUAGUUUGAUGAAAUAUAUUAGUUCCCAUGUCAAUACUGAUAUAUCUAAAGGUCUUCAGAGGGAAUAUUAUGUCUAUUUUGUCCCCCGCCGUGCAGUUGGUUGUGAGAAGAUCCUCGAGGAGGAAAACAUCCACCGCUUGUUGACUAUAGGAGAGUACCCAUUGUACAUAGUUCCAUUGGAUGAGGAUGUUUUAUCAUUUGAGCUUGAUCUAGCUUACAAAGAAUGCCAAGUUGAAGGUGAUACAAACUCACUUUGGCAUAUUGCAAAGGCUAUACACAAGCUAGAGUUUUCUUUUGGGGUAAUACCAAAUGUGAGGGCCAAAGGAAAAGCACCAGUACGUGUUGCUGAAAUUCUAAACUGAAUGCAAGCAGAGGAACCAGUUAACUCACCUGAGAUGGUGGUGCCAGAGAUAAAUACACUUAUCCUUUUAGAUAGGGAGGUGGACAUGGUUACUCCUAUGUGUUCUCAAUUGACAUACGAGGGACUUCUUGACGAGUUUCUACGCAUCAAUAAUGGGUCUGUGGAACUUGAUUCAUCUAUCAUGGGUGUCCAACAAGAGGGGAGAAAAAUCAAAGUUCCGCUUAAUUCUAGUGACAAGCUGUUUAAGGAGAUUCGAGAUCUCAACUUUGAAGUCGUUGUCCAGAUUCUUUGACAAAAAGCAACAUCCAUGAAGCAGGACUUCACAGAUAUGACAACAACUACCCAGACAGUUUCGGAAUUGAAGGACUUUGUAAAAAAGCUGAAUUCAUUGCCAGAAAUGACUAGGCAUAUAAAUCUUGCCCAGCAUUUGUCAACUUUUACAUCAAAGCCAUCAUUUCUUGCACAACUGGACAUGGAACACACUAUUGUUGAGGCUCAGAGUUAUGACAUAUGCUUUGAGUACAUUGAAGAAAUGAUCCAUAAGCAGGAACCACUGAUAAAUGUCCUACGUCUUCUCAUCUUAUUUUCUAUCACUAAUUCAGGGUUGCCUAAGAAGAAUUUUGACUAUUUGAGGAGAGAACUACUCCACAGUUAUGGAUUUGAACAUAUGGGUACUUUGAAUAACCUAGAAAAAGCUGGAUUGCUGAAAAAACAGGAGACCAAAAGCAACUGGCUGACUGUCAAACGUGCUCUGCAACUUGUAGUUGAAGACACUGACACAGUAAACCCUAAUGAUAUUUCAUACGUCUUUUCUGGAUAUGCACCUCUUAGUAUUCGCCUUGUUCAACAUGCUAUUCGAUCUGGAUGGCGUCCUAUUGAAGAAAUUUUGAAGCUUUUGCCUGGACCUCAUUCAGACCUAAAGCGAGGAAGGUUCUCAAGUAGUCCAUCAUUUGAUACCUUGCUGGGAUCUUCAGCCAGCAUAGACAAGGUAGCGGAUGGAAGGCGCUCCCUAGUACUUGUUGUCUUCAUUGGAGGUGUAACAUUUACAGAGAUUUCUGCUCUUUGAUAUCUUUGUGCUCAGGAAGGGAUGGCAUAUGAUUUAAUUGUUGGGACAAUAAAAAUUGUCAGCGGUCAUACAUUGACUGAAUCAUUUGUGGAGAAGUUUGGUUGACUUGUAAUAGAUUUCAUAUCUAUUUUGCUUCAUAUUUUUAUUUUUAUCCUUUGCUUCAGCUGGUAGGAGUAGAAAAAUGAAGCAUGUAGCAGACUUGUGGCUCAUGCUUGAUUCUACAUCUUGAUGCUGUCUUGGUUUGCUUAUAGAGACCGCCCUGUUGUAGCGAUUGCUGUAUGUUUUGUUUUUGUUAGUCUAAUGGGGGAACAAAUCUUAACCUUUAGCGCGGUUGAAGGAGAUUGGUUUAGUUGAAAAUUGACGUUUGUAUUGUGAAUUUGGAAUUCUAUUGCCAAUGACAUGGGAUUCUAUGAAGUAGAUUAGGUGAUUGUCUUUUUGGCAAAUGCUCGGGUUUUUGUUGUUUUCAAUCUUAGAUAAAAAAUAAUACAUAUUAAAACUUUGAUCUUAA